This is a messenger RNA of Amoebophrya sp. A120, 845 nucleotides long. Lineage: Eukaryota; Dinophyceae; Syndiniales; Amoebophryaceae. The record is from the annotation of a GenBank genome assembly.
UCGGACUUGGAAAGGUAGAGUUGCCCUCACCCUAGGUAGUGCUGUCCAAUCACGAAAGUAGAAAAGCUAAAAAAAAGAUGCCUCCUGCAGCAGAUGCUGGUCGUUGUCCUUCCCAGGACCUCGAUGGGGACGUUCCUGGUUCACAUGUGGGCCUAAUCAGCGACGUGGUGAAGAAAUUUCUUGGAUCGACACAUCGCUUCGAUUUGCGUCCCUGUUGCUUGCUUGCGUUGGACAGCGAUACUUUGCGUUGGACAGCGCUCCAAGAAGAGGAAGAGCUUGGCGUCGUUCAGCCGAGACCGUACUGCGCAGUGACGUGCUACACACAGGCCGUGAAGCUGCCGGGAAGCUCUUCGUACAAGUACGAAACGCUUUAUGUUGGUCAUGAGUUUCCGGCGCAUUUUCUGAGGCGUCGGGCUCGGCUUGAACAUAUACUCCUCAAUUGCAACAAUGAUCGGCAACAGACUUGGUUUCUUCCUGAGUCUUAUGACCUGCGGAUAGAGCUCGAAAAGCACAAGAAAAAUGUUGCGUUUACAACCGCGAAAGCGUGUGCAAUUUGGUUGAUGGACACCAUUGGCAUUGGCCGCGGGGGGCACCACUUGAAGCUAAUUGUAACGGAGCUUGCUACGAAGAGGCUACUAUUGGCGUUGGACUCCGGAAGAACCACUACCAAGACUCUCUCGCGUGAGAGCGUAAUGGAUUACAUUGAACUCAUUGACGCAACGCGUGGUAUACACUAGUUUAAAGCGACGACCCGAAGUGCUCGUUCGUAGUCCGUCGCGUGCGGUUCAUUCUCAUUGACUUGCUAAAGUUUUUAUGAGGUUUGUCCUCGUUCAUCUGGUCUUUCG